Fusarium coffeatum is the source of this 276-nucleotide messenger RNA. RefSeq lists its product as uncharacterized. The transcript has 2 exons. The coding region runs from base 1 to 276 and encodes 91 amino acids. Lineage: Eukaryota; Fungi; Ascomycota; Sordariomycetes; Hypocreales; Nectriaceae. The record is from RefSeq and is a predicted model, not a curated record.
AUGGAACAGCCUAUCAAUAAUCGAGAGGGCACUACGCAGCCUUUGAAUGAAACCCCAGUCGUUGGUUCCCCUCCUCAGGAUCGGAGGGCAAGUGAUGCUGCACAGGAUCGAAGAAUGAGUGAUGAGUGGGAUGCGUCAAAGGUCCCUCCUAGUCGUUUCCAGAAACGCAAGGGGUCCAUCUACGCCACGCCCGGUUCCCGUGAUGGCCACGUUGAGAGGAAUUACCAAGACAAGUACUGGAGCAAGAUGAGUGAGAAGAACUGGGGAAGUAAAUGA